Molecule: messenger RNA, 792 nt
Organism: Drosophila takahashii
Lineage: Eukaryota; Metazoa; Arthropoda; Insecta; Diptera; Drosophilidae
Gene: Prosbeta4R2
Product: Proteasome beta4 subunit-related 2
Biological process (GO): proteasomal protein catabolic process
Cellular component (GO): proteasome core complex, beta-subunit complex; cytosol; nucleus
Source: RefSeq, a predicted model, not a curated record
UUGAAGAAAAAAAAAUAACACGGAACACGAAUAGUCACAAUAAACAUACACAAAUUGUACGGCAAAGUAACUUUUCAAUUAAAUUCAUUGUUACCAUGGCGAUGGAAACUAUUUUGGGGAUCAAGGGACCAGACUUUGUGAUGCUGGCCUCGGACACAAUGCAGGCCAAGUCACUGGUCUUCAUGAAGGAUGAUCAGUCAAAGAUACACCGACUCUCGGACUUCAAUAUGAUGGCCAUGGUGGGAGACGGAGGCGAUUCGAUUCAGUUCACGGACUUCAUCUCAAAGAACAUGCACCUGUACAAGAUUGCCCAUGGAUACCACCUGAGUGCCAAGGCGUCGGCCCACUUCACCCGGAAGACACUGGCGGAUUACAUAAGGACCAAUACGAGGUACCAGGUGGCCAUGCUGUUGGCGGGAUAUGAUGCCGUCGAGGGUCCUGACCUCCACUACAUUGACACCUACGGCGCAGCUCAGUCCAUCAAUCAUGCCGGACAUGGAUGGGGAAGCAUGUUCUGCGGCAGCAUUCUGCAGCGGUUCUGGCACUCGAAGAUCAGCCAAACGGAUGCCUACUCCCUGAUGCGGAAGUGCGUCCUGGAGAUCCAGAGGCGUCUGAUCAUCAACCAGCGAAACUUUCGAGGUGUUCGUGGUGGACAGCAAGGGAAUGCGCAAGAUGGAGGCCAUCAAUCCGGGAUCUCUCAGCAGGGAGUCGAUUAGCCUGACUUGGUAGAGCGGUAGUCCAACAUCCUCUAAUGCCUAAUAAUUGUGCCGUUGAUUUUUCGGCAAACUUUCA